This is a messenger RNA of Suillus subalutaceus, 1287 nucleotides long. RefSeq lists its product as uncharacterized. The transcript is spliced from 6 exons. Lineage: Eukaryota; Fungi; Basidiomycota; Agaricomycetes; Boletales; Suillaceae. The record is from RefSeq and is a predicted model, not a curated record. The coding region runs from base 1 to 1287 and encodes 428 amino acids.
AUGGCAGACCACGACACGAUCAAACUCGAGCUGCCUGCGCAACUCAAAACUUUCAAAUUCACUUUCGAGUGCAGAAGACCGGGGCCCUUGACCAUUGAAAUUUCUAUGCAAAGGUCUCUCAAGCAGUCGAAGUCACAACCUAGUACUUCAGAGAGUCCAGACACCAGUGAAACACAGACCGAGAGGCUGGAAAUACUUACCCACUGGUUGCAGGCCCAGGAAACAGGGCUCACACAGAUGCUGGACCUGUUCCACAAGGCUUUACAGUUCCACUACACAAACCUAUACCUCCUUUAUCUCACGGCUUUCAUGAUUAUUUGGAGGAUGCCAUCCUCGAUUACAGGGUACUUACAGAAGCAAGAUCUUGGUAUUGCAACACCCAGUAGCCCUUUGCCUAACCUAGGUCCCAAUAUGCGCAGUCCCGAGGCUCUUAUUGCAGCUAUUGACCACUUUGAUGUGUAUGACAAUGCGACAGCCACUGGGCCUCGGCCCCUGACACCUCAUGAUGCACACCAACUCCCUGUUGACCCAGAGCAACAUGCUUUUGAACGGCAACUUGCAAGGACCUUCAAGGAGAUGCGAGAUGAAGAUGUGGAGCAUGUGGACCAAGUAGACAAAGGUCUGGAUGAUGAUGUUGAUAUUGAUGUAGAUGCAAACUUCGAUGAUCAAGAUCAAGACAGUUUCGAAAGUUUGAAUACUGGCCCCAACGAAGAUGACCCCGAUCCAUUCCUAUCAGAGGAAGUACUUGAUCCGCCCAACAAUAUGGAAUUUGCUGAUGUCCCACUGCACCUCCUCACUAUAUAUGCGCUAGUAUUAUGGUUGCAUCUGCAGUUCCAUCUGCCGAGAGUGGCUUGCAAUGCCUUGCUAGCUGUUUUUGCAUGCCUUUACAGUUUUGUGGUGUUUGGGUGCUGGCUCUUCAAGUCCUUCAUCGUCGUCGGCAUCAGAAUCCCCAUCAUUCUAACCCUGGACUUCUUGAGUGCCAACCAACCAACGAAGGCAACAAACUGUCUCAUCAACAAGUUUACACCUUCGACCAUCCAGGCACCUUUUCCUGCCUCAGCAUCCUUCCGCCUGUUGAUGGUGUCUGCGGAGACAUCACCUGACUUGCAGUCACCAUCUGGUAUCUCAGGUUUGGAGUUUGGAUCUUCAUGCAAUCGCUGUCGUGUUUCAGCUAUCAAUGACCUCUUGGAUGAAAGCGGCGUUGACAGCAUCAUCUACCUUAUCCUUCCACACUGGGUGCCAAAUAUUUUCCCCCUUGACUACUUUGCACGCCUCACCAUAUUCUAA